This is a messenger RNA of Penicillium mononematosum, 1254 nucleotides long. Its product is annotated as Zn(II)2Cys6 transcription factor domain-containing protein. Gene Ontology annotation, molecular function: zinc ion binding; DNA-binding transcription factor activity, RNA polymerase II-specific. Gene Ontology annotation, biological process: regulation of transcription by RNA polymerase II. The record is from RefSeq and is a predicted model, not a curated record. The coding region runs from base 1 to 1254 and encodes 417 amino acids. The transcript has a single exon. Lineage: Eukaryota; Fungi; Ascomycota; Eurotiomycetes; Eurotiales; Aspergillaceae.
AUGUUGGGAAUACUGCAAGCGCUAUUUUGCUUCCGUCAACGAUACAUCGAGCUACCCAAAGCUGACCCGGUUCAGUGCGACGAAAAAAGACCAGCCUGCUCCAACUGUUCAAGCCAUCGGAUCGAGUGCGGGUAUCACGACACUGCAGAGCCAGUCAGAUCACAAACCCCAGAAUCUGCCACUGAGCGGCCAUGUCUGAGUCGACACCGAAAUUAUCGCCAUGCCGCAGGCAGACUCAAACACUCUUUCAAACUAUCCAAGAUUCAGCCACCGCAAUAUACCAAAUCGACUGGAAUACAAAGUAGCCUGUCAUCGGGCUUGACCAACGCCAUUUCCCUGACCGACCUACAACUCCUACACCAUUACACAAUCGACACAUACCAGACCAUGACGACUAGUCCAGAUCUCCAGACGAUGUGGCAGAAAACCCUCGUGCAAUGGGGGAUUGAAUUCCCAUACAUUCUACAUCUCAUUCUCGCUCUAUCUGCCCUCCAUCUGGCCCACGAACAGCCAGAUCUCCAAGAGCAAUACAUCCAACAAGCCGACGACCAUUUCAGUUUCGGAGUCCGAUCAGUUACAAGCGUGUUCUCCGAGCUGAACGCCGACAAUUGCCAGAGAGUUUACAUGUCCGCCGUUAUGAUAUGUUUUAUAUACUUCGGCAGAGGCCCACGGCCAGGACAAUACCUCAUCUUCAGCGACAGCGGACCGGCCGAGUGGGUGGUUCUUAUGCGCGGAGUGCGAUUAAUUGUUAUGUCUCACCGUGCGAAAGUCUUCAGUGGGGUUCUCGAGAUAAGACCCAAUAACCAGAGCCGGGACCUGACAGCCGAGAUGCGCGAUGGAUUGCACGAACAUACCAUCCAUACGGAAGCAGUCAGACAACUCGUUGAGAGGGAUAUGCCCGACGAUGAAACCCGUAGCAGACAUCUGGCUGUUAUUGAGGAUCUCUUCGAAAUCAUGCGCGAGGUUUACGAGAGACGAUCUGGCGGGUCUUCUGGUGUGGACUUGAUGGAUCUUGUAAUGGGAUGGUUUUAUCGUCUUUCUGAAGAGACGAUUGGAUUUUUAGAAAUGAAGGAGCCACACAUCCUUGUAAUACUGGCGCAUUGGGCUGUGCUUCUGAAAUACAUGGACUCGGCGUGGUUUAUGGAUGGCUGGGCUGAACAUAUGCUAUCGGGGAUUUCUACGUAUCUGCAUGAGGGCUUUCGUCCGUGGAUUAAGUGGCCGUUGAAAAAGGUGUACCAAACUCAGAUUGAAUAG